AUGACCACCACUGUGACAAUCACCGCUCAACAACCUGAUAUUCAGUACGCCCCCGACGUGAACAAAUGGCAUGCUCGCACGGAGCGUCGCUUACGCACUGAAACCCUUCCUGCUGAGCUUCCUUCUGGCUUUCCGGCAAAGCUCGAGUCGGAUCUAGUCUGGGAGGGCAAAGACAUCGCAGAGCGAUACAACUGGACGUACGUCCUGACCGAGGCAGAUCUCGAGGAGAUUGACGCUGCAGUGCGGCAUUUCAAGUCGUUGAACAAACCCCUUGGUUUCAUUGAUCCGGAGACCUUCCCUCUACCUGCGCUGCACUCAACGUUACGUGAUAUCUCGCAGGAGCUUCACAACGGACACGGAUUCAAGGUUGUCAGCGGUGUGCCAGUCGACAAGUACUCGCGCGAAGAAAAUAUCAUUAUUUAUGACUCGUCCUAUGAUGGCACACCGGCAGACGUGAUGCUCAAUCAUAUUAAAGACUUGAGCACCCAGGAGCAGAGCAAAGGCCGCAUUGGGGCGCCAGCGUAUACCACCGACAAACAAGUCUUUCACACCGAUGCGGGGGAUAUCAUCUCCCUAUUUGCGCUCAAUACGGCCGCGGCGGGCGGCCAGAGCAAGCUGGCCAGCAGCUGGCGUGUGUACAAUGAAUUGGCGGAAACGCGACCUGACCUCAUUCGUACGCUCGCGGAGAACUGGACUCUUGACGGAUUCGGCAAUCCUCAGAACCCAUAUCAUGAGCGCCCGUUACUCUUUCAUCAGGCAGCUACUGGCAAGCAGCCUGAGCGCGUCCUGAUUCAAUAUGCGCGACGCAACUUCACUGGAUUUCAGGACCUGCCCAGGUCCAAGAAUAUUCCUCCGAUCACUGAGGCACAUGCGGAGGCCCUCGAUUCGUUGCACUUUUUGGCCGAGAAGUACGCAGUCGGGCUUGACUUCCGCAAGGGUGACAUUCAGUACAUCAACAACCUGAGCAUCUUCCAUGCUAGAGAUGGGUUUCAGGACACCCCGGAGCAGCAGCGCCAUCUCGUCCGCCUCUGGCAGCGUGAUCCCGAGUAUGCAUGGCAAACCCCCGAGCCGUUGAUUAGAACUUGGAAGCAGCUAUAUGACGGAGUCACACCUGAGGCUCAGGUCUUCCCUCUCGAGCCUUAUAUCAGGGGCUCGGCGGCUGGGGGCAGAAAGGAGUAG
Molecule: messenger RNA, 1179 nt
Organism: Aspergillus aculeatus ATCC 16872
Lineage: Eukaryota; Fungi; Ascomycota; Eurotiomycetes; Eurotiales; Aspergillaceae
Product: TauD/TfdA family dioxygenase
Exons: 5
Coding region: 1-1179 (392 amino acids)
Molecular function (GO): oxidoreductase activity
Source: RefSeq, a predicted model, not a curated record